Molecule: messenger RNA, 1264 nt
Organism: Papilio xuthus (Asian swallowtail)
Lineage: Eukaryota; Metazoa; Arthropoda; Insecta; Lepidoptera; Papilionidae
Exons: 3
Coding region: 260-1024 (254 amino acids)
Source: RefSeq, a predicted model, not a curated record
CAUGACGCAUGACGACUGGAAACGUCACGGUGCCUGUCGCCAUUACAUAUACUUUUUGCGAUUUCUGUUGAAAGAAAUUGCUUGUGUCAAGUAAACAGCGCGCGAUUUGUAUUCGUUUUUAAAUUGAGAAGGAUAGUUGACCUUGGUUUUUAACUAUAACAUAGUACAAACGUAAGUUUUUAAAGUGGAUUUAUUAUUGAGUAAAAGACUGUGUUUUGCUUGUUUUGAUAAUUAAUUAUCAAUUAUCGAGGUGUUCAAGAUGGCACCACCAAGAAGAAUAUUGCGCCAACAACUGGAGAUUUUAAUGGACUUUUUGGAAGAAAAUAAAGACAUGUCUAAAGGUUUGCCUCCUGGCACACCUGUGUCACACCAUGCAACUCGGCAGAAGUGGGCAGCAUUAGCUAAGAAACUAAAUGCAGUACAAAGUGGAACUUUGAAGACACCUGACGGUUGGAAGAAAUAUUGGUUUGAAUGGCGACAUAAAUGCAGGAGAAAAGCAGCAGAUGGCCGAAGAUUUCAAUCAACCUCAGAAGGUGGUACAAAUAGAUUUGUACCACUCAAUGACUUAGAAGUGAGAGUCUUAGAGCUUAGUGGAAAGGGAUCGGUGACAUCCUCAAAACCAAAUACAAAACAAAUAGAAGACUUUUUACCUGAGGACUCAGAUUCUGAACAACAAAUGAUUGAUGAUGCUCCCAUAAAACCUAUUGCAAGAGUAAAGCGAUCAGUUAGUGCCACAAAAGUAAAUGCAGAUGACACAUUCUCCGAUGAGUCACCUCCAAAAUGGGCUUUAGAAUUGGAAGAAAGAAGAAUAUCAGCGGAAGAGAGAAUAGCAGAAGCACUACAAUCUAUAUCAAAUAUAAUGCUAGUACAAGAAGAAAGACGGAAAUUGCUCGACAAUCGUAUGGCAGAUGCUCUAACUGCUAUUGCUGGGACAUUACAAGAUUUAAACAGUGGCUUACAGGACACCUUACAACGCUUAAUUCCUAGUGAACCAAGUUUAAAAAAUGAUGUAUUCUAUAGAUAAGUUUGCAUAGUGUUUCAGUAGUUUAUGUGCGUGCCAUUUUGUAUAAUAAUUUGUGUAUAGAAAUAGUUUUUUUUACAAUUAAGUUAUUGAUAUUAAAGCUGAUUAUGAUAUAGAAUUUUUUUUUUAACUGAAGGAAAAUAAGAGACAAUAAUCAGGUAAGAUGCUGAGAAUUAAAGUAAUAAUUCUGUUCACCCAAUUUAUUUAUUUUUUGUUAUUUUGUAACAUUCAGGACAUGAAACU